AUUUUAAAUAUAUGAAUAUAUGUUCGUAUUGUUGUGGAGGGGAGCUCCUUUUUUUGUGUAGUACCUGCAGGUUAUUUGCAGAAUUCUUAUGAAUGGCCUUAUAUUUUGAUUACAAGAGAUCUAUUUUAUAUGAAUGGUAUUGUAAUUAUUAUGGCAAGUGUUUAUUCAUAUGUUCUUAGGCUUUAGGAAUGUAAGUUGUCUCAUAUUUCGUACUAGUCACCCCUAAAUUUUUGGGGUGUGACACUUGGUGUACGAGGUAAGCCUAAACCAUCAUACAUGUGAUGUUCUUUCAUUUUGAGGGGAAAAUAUUUAUUGAAAAAAAAAAUUCUAACUUUAGCAUUUUGCUGUUUGAUUUUGGAUAAGUGCGAGCUUAGCAUCGUCUGAAAGAUCAAAAGUGAGAAGCAGAUAUGGAGAAAUUAGGAGAUAUCAUAUGGGAUAUUACAAAGUAUUUAUGUGGUUGCGCCAAACAAGAAACUGAGUUUAUUUAUAAGUUGGAGGAGAAUGUGCAAGCUCUGAAAAUUAAAUGGGAAAAGCUUGAAGCUAGAAAGAAGGAUGUGGAAGAACAAAUUGAGAAAGCUGAGGGUACCGGAGAGGAGCAAAGGACACAUGAAGUCAAUCUUUGGCUCCAACGUGUCCACAACAUUCAAAAGUCAACUUCCAAAAAGGAGAGAGCUUGGAUGAGCGAAGAGUACAGCCUCACUAUUUUGCUGAAGCGAAGUAGUUGUAAGGCGACCUCAUCUCCGUCUUCUUCCUCCCCAGAUUUGGCGACUCAUCUACGUCUUCUUCAUCCGGCGACCUCUCCUCCAUCUUCUUCUCCCGGCGACCUCAUCUCUAGCCAUCAUCGAGCUCAUCUCUUUCCCACUUUUUUUGGAUCUGAUCUUCCAUCAUUGGCUCCAUUUUCAGCGUUCGAAAAUGAUUUUACAGAGAACCGGGUAACCCACCCAACCAGUGGGUUACCCAAGUUUUUAUCGGUUGAUACCGGUUUGGAUCGGUUGACACCGGUUCAGUUUUUAGCCGGUUUAGAGCGUGAUUCGGACCGGACAAGUGGCCGGUUCACCGGUUUCCGUAUUCAUCACAGCAAUAAGCAUUGUGUGCUUAUUAUUGAAGUGGAAGACAAUCAAGUUCAAGGAGCCCAAGAAAUCCAAAACAAAUGCCUAAGCAAGUGUUGUCCCAAGAAUUGCAAGUCAAGCUACAAGGUGGGAAAGAAUGUUGCCAAGAUACUCACUGAAGUAGAUGAUCUAACGGCCGAGGGACAAAGAUUUGGUAAGGAUUAUCCAAUUACGCACAAGCCACCACAUAAAGGAAUUGGUCAAAUACCUCUUGAUGAGACUGUGGGGCAAGAUUUGAUAUUUGAUCAAGUAUGGAGUAGAAUUGAAGCAAAUAAUGUUGGUGUUAUAGGUUUAUAUGGGACUGGAGGGGUAGGAAAGACCACUUUAUUGAAGAAAAUUAGUAAUGAACUUGGGAAGAGAAAGCCCGAUUUUCUUGUGAUUUGGGUGGUGGUAUCCAAAGAGCUUGACUUGGAUGCAAUCAUGGACAAUAUAAGAAAAUCAGUAGGAAUUGGAGAUGUUACUUGGAGUUCUUGCAAUAAUCAAGAGGAAAAAUCUUCAAAGAUUUGGGGUGUGUUGAAGCAGAAAAAAUUUGCUUUAUUACUAGAUGAUAUGUGGGAGAGAUUGGACUUGAAUUUGGUGGGGGUACCCCAUCCAAAAGAUUCAAACUUUGAGUCCAAAGUGUUAUUCACAACACGAUUGGAGGAUGUAUGUGCAAAAAUGCAAGCUCCAAAACCACUCAAAGUGGACUUUUUGAAUGAAAAAGAAGCAUUAGAGUUAUUUCAUAUGAAAGUUGGAGAGGAAACUUUAAACUCCCACCCUAGGAUCAAAGACCUAGCAAAAGAAAUGGCAGCAGAGUGUAGAGGGCUGCCUCUUGCGUUAAUUGUGGUAGGACUUGCCAUGGCUGGUGUGAAAGAUGUUAAAGCAUGGGAGUCCUCAAAAAAUAACUUGACAAGUUCUCCAUGGACCACUACAGAUUUGGACACAAAAUUUUUUUCCAUCCUUAAGUUGAGCUAUGAUCAAUUGCCGGAUGAUACUCACAGAAAUUGUUUCUUGUAUUGUGCAUUAUAUCCAGAAGACUAUGAGAUUCAAGUCACUGAUAUCAUCUAUAAAUGGAUAGGGGAGGGGUUUAUUUGUAAAGGUAUGACACAAAACAUACAAGACAUUCGUAAUAAUGGUCAAUCUGUGAUUACGAAGUUGAAGCUUUGUUGCUUGUUGGAGAGUGUUGAAGAUGAUGUUGUUUUAAGUCGUUCAUUUAAGAUGCAUGAUAUGAUUCGAGAGAUGGCACUGUGGUUAUCUUGUGAAAAAAAUAAAAGAAUUAAAAGGGUUCUUGUACAAGAAGAUGCCAUAACAACAUCCCAUGAUGAUGUUGAAAAAUGGAGAAUUGUUGAGAGGAUUUCAAUUAUGAAUAGGGAAGUACGGCAUGUAGCACCUGUAACCUAUCCCAAUUUAGUAACAUUAUUGUUGAGGCGUUGUCGUAUACAACAUUUGCAAAACCUCAAAUGCAUGAGCAAAUUAAAGGUGUUAGAAUUACGUUGUCCUGAUAUAUGUGAACUUGCAGAAAUUGGUGAGUUAGUUCUAUUGGAAUAUCUUUGUUUAAACAUAGAUGGAUCUGAGUGUCCCAAGGAGUUGAAGAAUUUGAAGAAUUUGAAGGUAUUCAAUUUGCACUUGAGUGAUGGUAAUAUUGCAAGCAUUCCAUCGGGAGUGAUAUCAAGUCUUCAACAAUUAAGAGUAUUGAGAGUUUAUUGCCGGAGGGGAGUUCGAGAAAAUAGCGAAGCAGAGGGAGAAUUCCUAGAGGAGGUGGAAUCUUUGCCAAAAAUUGAGGAAAUAAAUGUUGCAAUAGAAACAGAAAAUGGCCUCAAAAAGUUACUUCAGUCAGACAAAUUGCUGAGUUGUAUAUAUGCUGUUCGCCUCCAUGAAUUGGACACCAUUGAGAUGCCUUUAUUAUUGGCAUGCAUUUCAAAAAUGAAGCGCCUCCAACAAUUGGCUCUGCUUCAAUUAUCUGGUUUGAAAGAUUAUUCUGGUAUUUCUGAUGACACCUAUUGUCUAGGCAUGCUUCAAAGCGUGUUUAUCGCUGGUUGCCAUUCAUUAAUGCAUGUCACAUGGCUCAAGCAUGCUCCACUGCUUCAACUACUUGUCAUUACUGAGUGCCCAUCAGUGGAAGAAGUGAUAAAGGAAGAUGAGAAUGAGGAUUCUUCUUCUGUAUUCUCUUCCCUUGUAAACCUAUAUCUGUAUGGAAUGCCAAAGCUUCAGAGCAUCCAUAAGACCGCCUUGUCUUUUCCUUCCCUAAAAACCAUCACUAUAGCAGAAUGUCCAAAUCUGAAAAGGCUACCACUUCCUUCCAACUCUGCCAAACAACUAAUUAUCCGCGGACACGAAGAUUGGUGGAACAGUUUGGAAUGGGACGCCAAACACAAUUUCCAAUCAAAAUUUCAGCCCCUCACGUCGGAUGACCUCAACAUAAAUUUUCAAGAUUGGCUUCCUGCUGUGGGAUUGGAUUUCCUUGUUGGUUCUUACAGCUUCGUUGAUUUCACUGAAGGUUGA
Messenger RNA from Neltuma alba, 3590 nucleotides. RefSeq names its product probable disease resistance protein At1g61300. The record is from RefSeq and is a predicted model, not a curated record. Gene Ontology annotation, molecular function: ADP binding. The transcript has 6 exons. Bases 408 to 3590 code for a protein of 1060 amino acids. Lineage: Eukaryota; Viridiplantae; Streptophyta; Magnoliopsida; Fabales; Fabaceae.